AUGACUGGUAGUUUAAAUAGUAAUAAAGUUAUAGUAGAUGAAGAAUUGUCUAUGCAAUCAACUAAUGAGAGUGAGCUGUUUUGUGAUCAAGUCAAUUUCAAAGCAAAUUUUGGUCAGCUAUCUCUUGAGAUAUUAAAGUUUUUGUGUCAAGAAAUGGGUAUUUCUGAUGUUGGUUUAAAACAAGAUUUAAUUAGUAGGUUAGUUAAGGAGUAUAAAAGUAGAGAAGAGUUAUCUGAGGAGUUGUUUGGAAAGAGUAGUAAUAAGUUUGAAGGAGAGAGUUUGGAAGCUAAAGUGACAGGAGUGCAUCAGGUAUUGCAGUUUUCUGAAGAAAAAGAUAAAUUUAAAAAGGGUCAGAAGUCAGAUGCUCAACAGGAAUAUAUGUCAAACUUGUUUCCAAAUUUACAGCAAGGUCUAUCUUUUGCUCUAGUGGAGUUAGUACUAGCAACUUCAUGUAUAGGACCUAGCAAUAUGAAUCCUUUUACAGCAGGGUAA
Cetraspora pellucida is the source of this 492-nucleotide messenger RNA. The record is from the annotation of a GenBank genome assembly. Lineage: Eukaryota; Fungi; Glomeromycota; Glomeromycetes; Diversisporales; Gigasporaceae.